AUGGAGACUUUGAUGGACGAGGCCAUGGAGAGCUACGCUUAUCCCUCGUACAACCCUUAUUCCUACCGCUACCAGCCGCCCAAGAGCAAAAGCGGGCAGGGCGCCUGGCGGCAUCACCACUACCAACAGCACCACCACCACCACCGCAACGGCGGCGGCGGCGGCUACUUGUCCGGCUACAGCGAAGCGAUGGUGGCGGCGGCGGCCGAAUACUUCGACAACUACCAGCGGGCGCAGCUGAAGGCCAUCCUCUCGCAGGUCAACCCCAACCUGACGCCGCGGUUGCGCAAGGCCAACACCAAGGAGGUGGGAGUGCAGGUCAACCCUCGUCAGGACGCCUCGGUGCAGUGCUCGCUCGGGCCGCGGCCGCUGCUCUUUCGCUCCCGGGCCCGAGGAGGAGGAGGCGGCGGCGGAGGAGGCGUCGUCGAGCAGGAACGAGGCUGCCUGGUCAGCGGCGGCGCCGCGCGGCACGUGCGCUUCCCCCGGACCAUCGCCGUCUACUCGCCGGUGGCUUCCCGACGCCUCCCCGCCUUCUUGGAAGAACCUGAGCACCGAGGGGAAGGCCGCCGACGCAGCCCGCGCCGUCCGGGCUCCCCGUCGAAGCCCCAAGCCGUCAGUUCGGCCGAGGAAGGGGAAAAGUGGCAAGGCGAAGAAGGCGCACCGCAAGCGCUCGGGGAGGAAGCCGAGGCGGACAAGGCCCGCGUGCGCUUCCAGUUCCUAGAACAGAAGUAUGGCUAUUAUCACUGCAAGGACUGCAAUAUUCGAUGGGAGAGUGCCUAUGUCUGGUGCGUACAGGGCACAAGCAAGGUUUACUUUAGGCAGUUUUGCCGAACUUGCCAGAAAUCUUACAACCCGUACCGGGUGGAGGAUAUUACCUGCCAAAGCUGCAAGCAGACCAGAUGUUCCUGCUCUGUGAAACUGCGCCAUGUGGAUCCCAAGAGACCCCAUCGUCAAGAUCUUUGUGGAAGAUGCAAAGGCAAACGGCUUUCUUGCGAUAGCACCUUUAGCUUCAAAUAUAUUAUUUAA
Messenger RNA from Notechis scutatus (mainland tiger snake), 1026 nucleotides. NCBI's taxonomy places the organism in Eukaryota, Metazoa, Chordata, Lepidosauria, Squamata, Elapidae. The record is from RefSeq and is a predicted model, not a curated record.